Messenger RNA from Dermacentor albipictus, 2742 nucleotides. RefSeq names its product heterogeneous nuclear ribonucleoprotein rumpelstiltskin (gene rump). Gene Ontology annotation, cellular component: nucleus; cytoplasm; ribonucleoprotein complex. Lineage: Eukaryota; Metazoa; Arthropoda; Arachnida; Ixodida; Ixodidae. Gene Ontology annotation, molecular function: mRNA binding. The record is from RefSeq and is a predicted model, not a curated record.
UGCGACAUUUGUAGUUUGGCGAAAUCGGCUGCGUCGGAUCGCAUUGCUAUUCGUCUUGGUCUUUCUGAUCCUUCGCACUGCGCUGCAGUAUUUAAUACUUGGUGUUCUUAGGAGUCUAUAUUACCGUCACGUACAGCAUGAAUCAGAACGGCUCUGGUGAAAAUGGCAAGGGUUUCUACAGGUCUCGGUCACGGUCUCCAGUGGACUAUGACAGGGACCGCGAUUCAAGCCGCAACCGCAGGAGGUCAGACUCGCGCCCUGAUAGACGGUCUCGGGCACCCUCUGACCGGCGUGUGUAUGUUGCCAAUGUGCCUUUUGAUUGCAAGUGGACCGACAUCAAGGACCUGUUCCGGGAUAAAGUUGGUGAUGUGUCCUACGUAGAGCUGUUUGAAGAUGAAAAUGGCAAGUUCCGGGGGUGUGGGAUUGUGGAACUCAAGGACAAAGCCUCUGUGCCCAAGGCAAUUGAGGUGCUUCACAGAUAUGAAAUGAAAGGCCGAUUCCUUGUUGUCAAGGAGGAUUUUGACGUGGAGCGUGACCGCUAUGGUCGCCCAAUUCCUCGGGGACGGUCGGGUGGUGAUCGCAUGAUGGACGACCGUGGCAGCCGCGAUGGUGAUCGAGAUGGCUAUGGCCGUGGUGGUGGCGGCGGCGGCGGCGGUGGCGUUGGUUUCAACACAUACGGAUUGAGCCCUCAGUUCCUUGACUCUCUCGGUAUUGUGGGACCCCUCUCAAACAGAGUGUUUGUGGCCAAUCUGGACUACAAAGUGACUGCAAAGAAACUCCAAGAGGUGUUCAGGAUUGCAGGCCGCAUUUCAAACGUUGACCUCAGGACGGACAAGGAAGGCAACAGCAAGGGCCAUGGAAUUGUGGAAUUUGAGCACCCCAUUGAAGCUGUCCAGGCCAUCUCAAUGUUGAAUGGCCAGAAGUUGUUCAACCGAGCGAUGAGCGUCCGCAUGGACAAGUACAACGAAGAUCUCGACGGUGGGCUCCCAUCAAAGCUUCCCACUGGCCUUCAAGGCAUCGGCAAGGGCCUUGGAGCUGGUGGCAACCCUCUUCAAAUGAGUGCUGCCCAGUUGGCCCAGAUGAACAUGACGGGCCCAGUGGGCGGUGGCAUGCCCAUGGGUGGUGGUGUGAAUCCUGUAGCAGCUGCGGCUGGCAUGGGCCUGGGUGGCCUUGGUGGUAUGGGCCUGGGUGCUGCUGGUGGCCUCGGAGCUGCAGGAACUGGAGGCCUUGGUGCAGCAGGUGCUGGCCUGGGUGGCAUGGGAUCGGCUGGAGGCUUGGGCGGGCUCUCCGACCGCUCGAUGCUGGGCUCGGGCAACCUCAUGGGCGGCGGCAUGGCUUCGCCCACAGGGCUGAUGGGUGGCCUGUCGGGAGGCUUGGGUGGUGGAUCCUCGGCCUUGGGUGCUGGCAACGGUGGGGGUCUUGACUAUGAUCGGCACCUUGGCGGUGGCGACGGGUACCGUAGUCCCCGCUCUUCAGAUGCCAUCAUGGUGCAGAAUCUUCCCAUGGGCUACAGCUGGCAGAACCUGCGUGAUCGUUUCCGGGAUGUUGGGAGCGUGCGGUACACCGACAUGAAGGGACGUGGUACCGCAAUUGUGCGCUUCAACUCCGAGCGGGAUGCCCAGCGAGCUGUUGACAUGAUGCAUGGCAUCCGCAUCGAGAAUCGCCAGAUUGAUGUGCGCCUCUACUGAGCAUCGUGGGUCGUCGUGUCCUCUGUCAUCGUCAGUUGUUCUGGUCUCCCCUCUUUUCUUCUUUCCAUGGGCUCCUGUGUUUUUCUUCCAUGUUCUGUCACUGUCAGCCUUUGAUGUCUUCAUCCUGUGUACUACCGUCAGACAAGAAAAAAAAAUCCUCCCACUACUCAUGUAUAGUUCCAUCUCCUCCAUUCCACAGCUGUCCAUCGAAGCAUGAUGGCUGGCUCCAAUUACUGCGAAGCGGCUGGCCACACGUGCACUGUGUGGAGGGGAAAUGGUCCUGUCCUUCCUUUUCUUUUAAGCCUGCUUCUCUUGCUUGUACAGUCCAAGCACAUCAUCACUUUCAGUCCAGGACCUGCAAGGACAAGGAUGGUCAUUGGUUUUAAAUUUGGUCAUGUUUUUUCUUAGUAUCCUCACUUCACAAAAUAGCAGAUUUUGCCUGCGAAUGCUUGUUUACUGUUUUCUCUUUGCCAGUGGUCCCAAACUUUCUUUUCGUUAUGAGUGGUGUUGCUGAAGAAAGCUAAGAAUCAGCAAGUGGUGCGUUAGGGGGCUCAUAAACUUGACAAGCCUUUGUGACAUUGCAGCACCACGUCCUGCUUUCGAAUCAUCCUUGACUUAGUCUUUUCUAUUCUUUUAUUUUUCUUUAUAUCUUAUCCAUUGUGCAGAUGAAGUGUGCGGGGCAUUGUUUAUCUUUUUUUUAAUUGCUACUCAGUUUUGAAGUAUUUUGAAUAUAAAUUGCCAUAAGUCACAAGCGUCAACAAGUUUUUAUCCUUUCUCGUCGUUCUUUUUCUUCCUUUUGUUUAGCAUCAGAGCAGUGGCGUUGAUGGAUGCAUCCUCAUAUGUACAUUUGCACAUGCACCAGUCUGCAACUUUGGUCGGAAAAGCCUUCAGUUCAUGCUACAGUUUAGUAGUCACAUAUUGCAAGUCACCUCGCCAUUUCUGUUGAUUGUGUGGGCUGCGGCGUGGGCUCUACAAGCUAUAACGAGGCAGGUGGUCACACUUGCCGCGAAACCACCCUUGUUGCUUCUAGAAUAAAGCUUCCUUUGUCUCCGUG